Molecule: messenger RNA, 2526 nt
Organism: Eremothecium cymbalariae DBVPG#7215
Lineage: Eukaryota; Fungi; Ascomycota; Saccharomycetes; Saccharomycetales; Saccharomycetaceae
Gene: RSP5
Product: NEDD4 family E3 ubiquitin-protein ligase
Exons: 1
Coding region: 1-2526 (841 amino acids)
Biological process (GO): ubiquitin-dependent protein catabolic process
Molecular function (GO): protein binding; ubiquitin protein ligase activity
Source: RefSeq, a predicted model, not a curated record
AUGUCUAUUACAGUGAAGUUAGUUGCGGCCGACUCUCUUUAUAAGAGGGAUGUGUUCCGUUCUCCAGACCCGUUUGCUGUGCUUACGAUCGAUGGGUCUCAGACGAAGUCUACAAGCGCUGCGAAGAAGACAUUAAAUCCUUAUUGGAAUGAGAAGUUUACGUUUUACAAUGUGACGGUGAAUUCUAUAUUGACUAUUCAGGUUUUUGAUCAGAAGAAGUUUAAAAAGAAGGAUCAAGGGUUUUUGGGGGUUAUCAAUGUUCGGAUUGGAGAUGUUUUGUCGCAUUUUGAUGAGGGUAUGGCUAGUCCCACGUCUGGAGUAUUCCGAGAGGAGAUGAUUACCAGAGAUUUGAAGCGAUCUAAUGAUGGGAUGAAUGUGAGUGGGAGGCUAAUUGUGGUGUUGUCUAAUUCUGUUCCAGAAGGGAAUAAUGUGCUGUCGUCUAAUGGGAUGGAUAACCUGACCGUACAGCCUUCGAUGGCUGGGGACGAAGGACGUUCGGCCAGCCACUCUGUGCUUUCAUUGCCAAGGACAAACGCUUUACAAGUUUCAAACAAUUUACAGAGUGUGAAUCACCAGGCGAACGCCACGAUACCUGGCAGCUAUAUUUCUCAUGGUAGUGUGAAUAACAAUACCAUUCAUAUGAACAGCCACAAUGGCAACGUAAACACCAGUGAUGAUGUGAACAACAACAACAACAACAAUAAUAAUAAUAAUAUCGGCAAUAGCAGUGUUAAUACUAAUCAGAAUAGGCAGUAUUCUUCAUUCGAAGAUCAAUAUGGCCGUUUACCUCCUGGUUGGGAGAGAAGGACGGACAACUUUGGUCGUACCUAUUAUGUUGAUCAUAACACGCGGACCACUACAUGGAAGAGGCCCACUUUGGAUCAGACUGAAUCUGAACGUGGUGACCAAAUGAAUGCUAAUACCGAAUUAGAAAGAAGGCAACACAGGGGUAGGACAUUGCCGGGCGGUCUGGCUUCCGACAACGCUGCAGUUACUGUCCAAACAAGUUCUGGUACUAGUACCCCUGCAGUUAAUGGUACGGCUGCCGCUACAUUUGCAGCUACUGGCGCUACCACCUCUGGACUGGGUGAGUUGCCUCCCGGCUGGGAACAGCGAUUUACUCCAGAAGGCAGAGCAUACUUUGUCGACCAUAACACAAGAACAACUACUUGGGUGGAUCCAAGGAGACAGCAAUAUAUUAGAACAUAUGGGCCUGCAAACAAUACCAUUCAGCAGCAGCCGGUGUCUCAACUAGGUCCCUUACCAUCCGGGUGGGAGAUGAGAUUAACGAAUACGGCACGGGUUUAUUUUGUAGACCACAAUACCAAGACCACUACCUGGGAUGACCCGAGACUGCCUUCCUCUCUUGACCAAAAUGUUCCGCAGUAUAAGCGUGAUUUUAGGCGUAAAGUGAUAUAUUUCAGAUCACAGCCAUCAUUGAGAAUCUUGCCUGGGCAAUGUCAUAUUAGAGUUCGUCGAAAGCAUAUAUUUGAGGAUGCUUAUCAAGAAAUCAUGAGACAGACACCCGAAGAUUUGAAGAAGAGAUUGAUGAUCAAAUUUGAUGGUGAAGAAGGUUUGGAUUACGGUGGAGUUAGUAGGGAAUUCUUCUUCUUACUUUCCCACGAAAUGUUCAAUCCUUUCUAUUGUUUGUUUGAAUACUCAUCGCAUGACAACUACACUAUUCAAAUUAAUCCAAAUAGCGGUAUCAAUCCAGAGCACUUGAACUAUUUCAAAUUUAUAGGACGAGUAGUUGGCUUGGGAGUUUUCCAUAGAAGGUUUUUGGACGCCUUUUUUAUUGGUGCUUUGUAUAAGAUGAUGUUACGCAAAAAGGUGGUGUUGCAAGACAUGGAAGGGGUGGACUCAGAUGUUUACAAUUCACUGAAAUGGAUUCUCGAAAACAGCAUAGACGGCAUCUUGGAUUUGACGUUCAGUGCCGACGAUGAAAGGUUUGGCGAACUUGUAACAGUUGAUUUGAAACCAAAAGACAGGAAUAUUGAUGUUACUGAUGAGAACAAAAAAGAAUACGUGGAAUUGUUUACACAGUGGAAGAUUUGCAGCAGAGUUGAAGAACAAUUUAAGGCAUUCAUUGAUGGCUUUAACGAACUAAUCCCUGAAGACUUAGUCAAUGUAUUUGAUGAACGUGAGCUAGAAUUAUUGAUAGGUGGUAUAGCUGAAAUUGAUGUCGAAGACUGGAAGAAACAUACAGAUUACCGUGGCUACCAGGAAUCAGAUGAGGUGAUUAAGUGGUUCUGGAAGUGUAUUUCAGAAUGGGAUAAUGAGCAGAAAGCUCGUCUAUUGCAAUUUACAACAGGUACCUCUCGGAUUCCUGUAAACGGCUUCAAAGAUUUACAAGGAUCAGACGGUCCUAGAAGGUUCACCAUUGAAAAAGCUGGCGAAGUUCAACAGUUGCCAAAGUCGCAUACCUGCUUCAAUAGGGUUGAUUUGCCAUCUUAUCCUGAUUAUGAAACCUUGAAACAGAAGUUGACGUUAGCUGUUGAGGAAACAAUCGGUUUUGGUCAAGAGUAA